Messenger RNA from Papilio polytes (common Mormon), 488 nucleotides. RefSeq names its product glycoprotein hormone beta-5 (gene Gpb5). Gene Ontology annotation, cellular component: cytoplasm; extracellular region. Gene Ontology annotation, molecular function: hormone activity. Bases 8 to 466 code for a protein of 152 amino acids. NCBI's taxonomy places the organism in Eukaryota, Metazoa, Arthropoda, Insecta, Lepidoptera, Papilionidae. Gene Ontology annotation, biological process: G protein-coupled receptor signaling pathway. The transcript has 3 exons. The record is from RefSeq and is a predicted model, not a curated record.
UUUUCAGAUGUGGAAUAAAUCUUUAAUUUAUGGAAUAGCUACGGCUAUAUGCUUCUGCGGGAUUGUAAUGUGUGUAAACGCCUCAAACUUUCGUUGCAAGCUGAAACGUUACUCCCACAAAGCUAUGCAGACCGACUUGAAUGGAAGACGAUGCUGGGACGAAGUGAAGAUUGGUUCGUGCUGGGGCUACUGCUUGUCCUACGAGAUCUCACAUUGGCAGUUCCCAUACAAAGAAUCUCACCAUCCGGUCUGCGUGCAUGGAGAACGUCGUCCUGCCUCUGUAAAACUGCAGAACUGUGAUCCUGGAGUACAGCCUGGUACUGAUAUCUAUCACUUCGUGGAAGCUGUAAACUGCAAAUGUCAGGUGUGCUCGUCUGAAGACACAAGUUGCGAGUGGUUACCUCCUGAUUCUUCUCUGUUGGAUGGUCUCAUCCUAAGAGAGGAAUUGGCUGAAGAACUGGAAUAAAGAAAACUGAAAAAAAAAAUGC